Messenger RNA from Cladocopium goreaui, 1326 nucleotides. Lineage: Eukaryota; Dinophyceae; Suessiales; Symbiodiniaceae. The record is from the annotation of a GenBank genome assembly.
AUGAGCCUCUAUGAUGUAGCCUUUACGGCUGCACUUCCGUCGCCAUCCCGCACACAGCCCACACAGCAGCGCUGGAAUGCCAGGGCUUCGUCAGAUCUGGCGAGCAGCAGAGAUCGGCAAGCACAGGCGAUGCUAGCAUCUGUGAGUGUUGGUGUGGGUGCCCUUGCAGCCUGCGCACCAAGGAGGCAGAGACCUUUUCCGAGGUCACUGACCAAGAGAAGAGCGUUCUUCGAUUUUGGAUCGCAGCCUCCGAAGAAGACGGUCAUUAUCACCGGCGCCUCCUCAGGUCUGGGACUUGCAGCCGCCAGAGAAUUGGCCAAGAGCGGAGAGUGGCGAGUGAUCAUGGCAUGCCGAGACUUCGUAAAGGCUGAGAAGGUGGCAAAGGAGAACAAUUUUCCUGAGGAGAACUUUCUUGUUUUGCAUUUGGACUUGGCUGCAAACAGCAGCGUGAGACAAUUUGUGAGCACAUUCCGCUCAUUGAACAUUGGGCUUGAUGCUUUGGUAUGCAACGCAGCUGUGUAUUUUCCAAACGCACACAAGGAGGGAGCAUUCUUUCCUGGGCUCUUCCCAGGUGGUGGACCAAGGUGGUCAGCAGAUGGCCACGAGUUGAGCUUCGCUACGAACUACUUAGGUCACUUCCUUUUGUGCAAUCUCUUGAUGGAAGAUCUCAAGAAGAGCUCUGUGAAACCGGCUCGCUGCAUUAUUCUUGGCACCGUCACUGCCAGCAUCAACGAUAAAGAGGUUGGAGGCAUGAUCCCUCCGAUCGCAGAUCUGGGACAGCUUCAAGGCCUGGAGUCGGGGAUGAAAAAGCCGACCACCAUGAUCGAUAAUGGUCGAUUCAAUGGAGCGAAGGCAUACAAGGAUAGCAAGGUGUGCGACGUGAUGCUCAUGCGAGAGCUCCACAAAAGAUACCAUGAGAGCACAGGGAUCUGCUUUUCAUCUCUCUACCCAGGUUGCAUCGCUGACACAAACUUAUUUAGAGAGCACUAUCCAGUAUUCAGGUUUUUGUUUCCCAUCCUACAGAAAGAGGUUACCAACGCGUAUGUCAGUGAAGAAGAGGCUGGCAGAAGGUUGGCAAAAGUUGUUUCAGAUCCAGGCUACGCUCAAUCAGGUGUGUACUUCAGCUGGGGUGGUGAGUCCGGAACUGGAGGUGCAGGUGGAACUGACGCGGUAGAGAACAUGGACGCCUCAAAUGACAGGUUCUUGCAGUACGGCAGCUUCCGAACUCUCAAAGAGAGCGAGAUUGGCGGAGAUGCUGGCGAUGAUGAAAGAUGUAAAAGGCUUUGGAAUCUUAGCGAGAAGCUGGUUGGAGAGCGCUUCUCCUGA